CCCCCGUCCCCUCGCUCGCUGCGCCAACCCAGCCCAACCACUCCGCCUACUCCGAGGGCGAGAAGCUUCGAGGAGCUAGGGUUUCCCGCACCGACCGAUGGCCGUCGCCGAAGCGGUGCUGCCCUCGUCGCCGCCGCCGCCCCCGCCGUCGCGGAUCGUCGUCGUGGUGCUGGCGCUCGUGCACUUGGCCCUCGCCCCGAUGCUGGCGCUCGGGCGCGUCCUCUGCGUCGCGGCGGGAGCCCUCCCCUACCUGGGCUUCGCGCUCGCGUGGGUCAUCUCCGCGGCCUCGGCUGCACAGGUCGUGGCGAUCCGCGCCUGGGGCGAGAGCUCCGCCGCCUUCCUGUUCCUGCAGGCCCUCGUGUACGGGGGGCUCAAGGUCCUCAUCUACAGCAUCCUUGUGUUCGUCGCGCUUCUCGUCCUCUUGGCGUGCGUGGCCUACGUGAUUGCAGUUGUAUCUGGAUCCACUUCGGAAUUCAAGAAGAUCGCCUCAGGAGCAUUCACGCGGGAGUCGGUUGCAGACUUGUUUAGGCUUCCGCGCAUCGCGGUGCUUGGAUACGUUGCAGAUGUGGGCUUCUUCCUUCUUACGGUCGCUGGUCUUCUGGUAGCGAUGAUGUCGCCGCACGUGGAGGGUUCGAUGUCUCAGGGUGAAAUGGUCGCAUCCGUAAUCAUGGAUGUGGCGGCAUUUGGUAUGCACGCGACAGCUUGCUUUGUUAUCAUCCCAGCACUCGUUCUUAGUGUCUGGAGGGGGGACCAGGUGGACAGGAAAGCGCCAUCGCAGUUAUGUUGAGUCUGAUGAAAUCUUGGGUGGCACUAUUGGCAGACCAAGCUAAGAAGAGAAGGUGUCCGGGGAUUAUGGCAAGGAUCCUAAUCGUCAUUCUACUGAUGGUUGGGAGUGAUCCCUACAGAUACAAGUUUCCACAGGAAAAAGAGAGUUUCUGCAGACUUGGUUCUUCCAUUAGUAGAUGCUAAUCGUUGUUAACCAUGGAAACUGUUUUAGACUUGCUUAUUUCUGCUAUUAUUAGAUCGUAAUCGUCAAUAGCUAGCCAUGAUGUUUGGUGGGUCAUUAUUGGUCGGCUGACGAUGUUUGAUGCUACUCCUCGUUUGCGGUCCCUUUGUGACACACUUUUGGAAGAAAACGCUUCCAUGAGACAUUAAUCUCGUGAA
Molecule: messenger RNA, 1164 nt
Organism: Hordeum vulgare subsp. vulgare (domesticated barley)
Lineage: Eukaryota; Viridiplantae; Streptophyta; Magnoliopsida; Poales; Poaceae
Exons: 3
Coding region: 98-787 (229 amino acids)
Source: RefSeq, a predicted model, not a curated record